AUGGACAAGGUGAUCAUCGCCCUCCACUGGAACGAUAGAUUCGACGCCCUAUCCUUGGCUGGAAAGUGGACAGUCCUCCGAUUUCUCGGGUACUGCGCAGUCCAGGGCGGACCUCCCAGUCUCAUAUUCGCCCACUGCGGCGAACAGAGAGACGCAGCUCUUCUCCAACUCAUUGAAUAUGAGUCGACAGUCCAUGUCGAUGUUCAAGAAUUCGUAAUAGCGAGCUCGGGACGGAGACCGAAUGGUCAACCCUUCAUCUUCGUGCGUCGUGCGGCAGACGUACUGCUGAGCCAGGUGAGCUUGACCAUGUUCCUGUGCAUCGUCGCGCAAGAUCUAAUCUCGGUGACUGUCCAUCAGACACGCAUUGCACCCCAGCCGGCCGGACAACUCCCACAAGGAGCGAACCCCAUCCAAUCGGUCAACUCGGCAGGCUCCCAGUUGCCAGCACAGCCCGUUUCGCAGCCGUUCAACGCACCGUUGCCCGCUUCUCCCGCUGUGAAGCGUGAGGUCUUCGACAUGACUUGGCUCUAG
Peniophora sp. CBMAI 1063 is the source of this 531-nucleotide messenger RNA. Lineage: Eukaryota; Fungi; Basidiomycota; Agaricomycetes; Russulales; Peniophoraceae. The record is from the annotation of a GenBank genome assembly.